Triticum dicoccoides is the source of this 529-nucleotide messenger RNA. RefSeq names its product protease Do-like 7. The record is from RefSeq and is a predicted model, not a curated record. The transcript has 5 exons. NCBI's taxonomy places the organism in Eukaryota, Viridiplantae, Streptophyta, Magnoliopsida, Poales, Poaceae. Bases 62 to 529 code for a protein of 155 amino acids.
AAGCACCAAACUACCAAAAGUAUGCCUUGCUUUACAUGACCAAAGCUUGCAUAUUCAAUCCAUGGAUCAUUAUGUAUUGCUGCAUAAAUUCGAAGUCCUAACCGUGUUUUACUUUUCUAAAAGGGAUAGCUACAACGAUUUCAAUACAUUCUACAUACAGGCUGCAUCUGGUACUAAAGGUGGCUCUAGUGGUUCCCCUAUUGUUGAUUGCCAAGGAAGAGUUGUUGCACUGAAUGCAGGAAGCAGCAGUUCCAGUGCUUCGGCCUUCUACCUUCCAUUAGACGGUGUAGUUAGAGCACUCAAUCUGAUACGUGGCUGUUGGGACACAUUUGGUAGCAAGCCAGAAUCUGCUUAUAUUCCUCCUGGUACACUUCAGGUAGGGGAUUUGCACUCCAUAACUCCAAAUCAUUUCCUGGAAGUUAGUGGUGCUAUCAUCCAUCCACUUUCAUACCAGCAGUAUUCUUCCUUCAAGAACAUUUUUGCAAAUAAAAUUUGGACAGUGAGUCAGUUUGAAACACUAUUCUUGUAA